This is a messenger RNA of Malassezia pachydermatis, 6174 nucleotides long. RefSeq names its product u3 small nucleolar rna-associated protein 10. The record is from RefSeq and is a predicted model, not a curated record. Gene Ontology annotation, cellular component: small-subunit processome; 90S preribosome; t-UTP complex. NCBI's taxonomy places the organism in Eukaryota, Fungi, Basidiomycota, Malasseziomycetes, Malasseziales, Malasseziaceae. The transcript has a single exon. Bases 1 to 6174 code for a protein of 2057 amino acids. Gene Ontology annotation, biological process: maturation of SSU-rRNA from tricistronic rRNA transcript (SSU-rRNA, 5.8S rRNA, LSU-rRNA); positive regulation of transcription by RNA polymerase I. Gene Ontology annotation, molecular function: snoRNA binding.
AUGGCAUCGUCGCUUGCUUCGCAGUUAGCGAGCAUUCGAUCGCACAAUGCCUCACGUCUGGGAAGUGCUAAUGCGCUAACGUCCCGUGAUUCCUACCUAUUCCCACCGCGCGUUGCAGCUGAACAGGACCAUGAAACAGUGCACGCGCUGGGUGUGACCGGGUGGGAGCAAUUGCUCGACGAGGACGCGACGCUUGCGCAGUGGCCGCAUGGCACCUUGCUAUUUGGUGAGAAGAGCGUCAAGACAGACCGUACGACGCUUCCCAAAGAAGCGAACGACGAAAUUGAUGUCGCCGUGUGUGAGCUGCUCUACUUGCUGGGCCCCGUGCUUCUUUCACGAAGCGCGGCCAAGUGCUUGGAAUGGCUUGUUCGUCGAUUCCGGAUUCAUGAGUAUACUCCACGUGAGGUGCUUCGUGCUUUCAUGCCUUAUCAUCUUACGCCGCAGUUUUCACGCAUGCUGCAGCUCAUUCAGGUCGAGCAGUUCCCCGACAUGCAAUUCCUCGCACCUGUGAAAAAGGCACAGACGCCGCUACCAACAAGUGUGCUCUUGCAGGCGAUGAAUGGUCAUUUGGAUCUUGUACGUUGGAUCGCUACGGUGCGUGCGCCAGCUGGAAUGCAGGUGUCGCGUGUGCAUGUGCCUUUCUGGACAUCGACACUAGUCCAAUACUGCCUGUACCGUCGCACUCCCAAGCGCCGUGGCGGCGCAGAUGCGCAAGCUGUUCUCGCUGUACUGCUACCUGAGAUUCUGUACAUGGCCAACGCUCAAGUGCACAGCAGUGAGGCGGUGAUUGGUGCGUUGAUGGUGCUGUGCUCAGUCAGCGCCUCGUUCUCCCUCACAGCCCAGGCCGUACGUGGGCUGCUAGAGUCGCUUGCGCGUAUCCUUUCAUCACCGCUAGCUUCUGAUGUGGCGCGUGCGUGGGUGGCAGCGUGCAUGUCGCUGUGUGCCAGCCCGGAGGACGUGGCUGACCCCCUCGGCGACGUGGCUGAGACGCAGCGUUUGCUCUCGACCUCAACAGUGCAGGCACUUCUGUCCCUCCCAGAGCUGACUGCCCAAAUGUCUCGAGCUUUGGCUACGCAUGACGUCGAUGCAUUUGCCGCUCAACUGCUUGGUGCCUUGAUCGAGCAUGUGGCGGACCCUAAAGCGCACACUUUGUUGUCAUCUCUGCUGGAUGAGCCAUCGCUCCAAGAGGCGAUGGCACAGAAAGCGUGUGUACGCCUCCUUCUCAGCACGGCCAAAGACACAUGGGAGGCGCGUGUCGAGCUCCUGGCCCAGCUUCGGGAGCGUUACCCUGAGCGUUUGGACCAGGCCGUAGAUGUCGCGCGCUCUCAGGACGAGGCGCAGACAUGGCACGUUUUGCGUGCAAUCCUGCAAACCCAAGCCACCGGACGUGUUCCUUCCGUGGCCGAUGCCACGGACGAUGUGGCCUUGUGGUUGGGUGUGCAUGGUGCAGAUGUGCAUGCCCAGCACCUGGCUCUGAAACACCUCUUGACCCAUGUCCAGCAGGGUCUCGUGCGUGCAAAGGACGUACUGGUACGCGAGGCGCUGAUGGCCGCAUUGCACAGUGGCUACGCCGUGCUUUUAGAGACGUUGUAUGCGCCUGCGAACGCGUCGCUCUUGUUUGACGCAAUGGAUGCUACGUCAUGGGCUGAUCAGCUGGAAGCACGCAUGGCGACCACCUCCAUGACGGCCGAGGAGCUUACAUGGCAUGUACGGUUCCUCACCACAACACUACUAACGCAUGCGCCAUCGCUGCGUGAACGUGUGUGGCGCCGCAUGUUGUGGCCGCAUUUGUUGCCUACGGCACAAACGCCUGACCUGGUGCCGAUGAUGGCCAAAGCAGCUCAAUCUCUGGAUGGUGUGUACGCGCGUGCGAUGCAGCAGGCGCAAGCGGAAACGUCGUCUACAUCCGAUGCUGUGACGUGGACCAUGGCUCUGUGUGAUGCGUUGGUGGCACAACUCCAUACGUGCAAUGAAGCGAUGCUACUGGAGGAACUGGACCAGCUGUGCCGUGCCAUGGAUGCGCCGGUUUCCCCAGGAGGCGCGCUGGCCCUGAUGGUCCUCAGCCAACUGCUGGCACAGCCUCAAGCGCUGCCGCCACGUGUAUGGAUCGCUCUGGCAUACCGCAUGAUUACGUUGGUGCACACACACCAACUCCUCGCCGGCCAGGUGGAAGGUGUGGUUCUAGGCGAUCGUGUUGGCCGUGCUGUGGUGCAGCAAGUGCAUGACAAGCUCUCACGGCAUAGCGUGCGCUUGUUGGGUGUGCAAGCGCUCUACGCUGUGCUCCGUCAUGUACCCACAGCCGAGCUGGAUGCCUCGUUGAUGGUUGCUGUGCAGUGUCGUACCACGCCUAUGGCACAGCUGUUGCUGCAUGCGUACCAGACACUGCAUGCGCCGGGAGUGGGCCGCGUAGCCUCCGCAAAGCUGGUGCCCGUGCUGUUCGAGCAGUUGGGGAUGUACUCCUUCUCUCUGCUGGCGGGUGUGUGGACAACGCCGGGUGGUCAGCCACCGUCUGUCACCUCGACUACACUUGCGACAUCCCCAACACUGGCAGCGCUAGCGGAUGCAUUGGCAGCUGGCGCGCUUGUGCCUACCAGUGACGUGCCUACACGGCUCAUGGCGAUGCGGCAUGCAGCGCUCUUGGUCCAGGCUGCCACGUCGCAGGCUCGUCUCGUCGAUGUACAGACGCUCCUGCCGAGUUUGUUAGUCGUGCUGCAGGACACCACAGCUGUGCUGCGCGACGCGGCGGCUCAGCUCUUGUGUGCAUUGGAUACGUGGAACAAGGUCAACGAUGCACCUCGUACGAUUUACGGCCUUGAAAAGGUGUAUGGCGAAGCCAGCAGUGCGUUGCAGUACCUCGAUACACCGACGUAUGUCAAGUACACAUCGCUUUUAGCGAAGGAAGCUGGUGCGUUUAUCAACGAUGCUUCCUUCCUCGCUUCUACGCAUGCUGCUGUUCUACGUGGCAGCGGAAAGAAGGAUACCUUGUUCCGUACCAAGGUGCUGUGUUACUUGCUCAGCCAUGCUGUGUGUGUGCCGGAGCCCAGUGUGCGUGUAGCGCUCUUGCGUAUGGUGCGUGACGUGCAUGCCCCAUGCAAGCUCACGACGGUGCUCCCUCUGCUGCAAGACGCGGUAUCACAGCCGCCUACCGAUGCAGAGUAUGUCCACUUGCUCUUUGAUACCAUGGAUGCGAGCAGUGUAUCGGUGUUGACAGAUCGCGAUACGCAUACAUGGACGCUCCUCCUGCAAGCGCUGCGUAGCGAUGCAUCCACAGGCUUGGCACAGGCCGCCUUGGAUACACUGCAGAAUGGCUUGUGUGCCGCACUACCUGCUGAUCUGCGGGAAGAGGCGUUCUUGGCCCUUGCCGAAACACUGUCCGAUCCACACACGACCAGUGUACCGGAAGCUAGUGUGGCACUGCGUACGCUGCCAGUGUCGGACAGUGUAUUGGUGCAUGUCCUGCGUAAACUGUGCACGCAGCUCACAAGGGACGAUGCAAUGGACGACGAUGUGCCGACAUCGAAGCGUGCUCGCAGUGCGACGCACGAAGAGCCGAUGCGUCAUGCUGCUGUGAUGCUGAUCACCGUGCUGGAGAGCAUGCAGAGUCGUACGCUAGGUAUGGGCGCUGCCUUAGUCGCUGCGUUGUUUGACGUGGUGCGCGCGGCGAUCGCGCAGAGUGCGACGCACCUUUUCAAUGCAGAGUACCUUGUGCAGCUGGCCAUGCAGAGCUUGUGCAAUCUAUUCGAUCAUGUCACGGUGCUGCCGACAGAUGUGGCACAGGUGGUGCGUGCCGAUACGAUCGUGCAUGCGAUCAAAGUGUCGAGCAACAUGCAAAGCAUCAACCAUGCGAUUUUGUUGCUGGCGCGCUUUGCUCGUCUGGACGCCGAGUUGGUGUUGCACAACAUUAUGCCAAUCUUCACGUUUGUGGGCUUGAAUGUCUUGCAGCGUGACGACCGCUUUACGUUGUCAGUGGUUGAGCAGACGCUGCGCAGCAUUAUUCCUGCCUUUGUGAACGCCGUUCGUCCGAAAGUAAUCAACGACAAGGAUGCGCGCCUGGCGCUGUGGCGUGAGACACGCAGUCUCCUGCGUAUUUUCUCCGAUGCGUCGUCGCAUAUCCCGCGCCAUCGUCGGCAUGUAUUUUUCCGUUUGCUAAUCGAUGUGCUGGGCACCGACGAUUUCCUGGCGCCGGUGUGUAUGCUACUAGCCGAUCGCGUGGCGCACCGCGUGUCGAAGACACCGAGCAACAGCGCGACGCUCUUGCAGCUACCGCUUGGCCUCGUACGUGCCGAGCCGUUGCGUGUGCGUGUGCAUGCGCUGAACCAGAUGUGGGCCGAGAUUGGUCGGCUGCUUUCGCAUGCCGACGACAUGUUCCUUGCGCCAGCGCCUAAGCGUGAGUACUCGGAGGAGCAUCUGUCGCCUGUGCACCAAGCACUUACGUUGCUUCUAUUCUUGCAGCAUGCGCUGAGCAAAGCGGAUGCGACGGAGGCGGAUACGUGUGUGGACGAGUUGGAAGAGUAUGCAUGGCACACACUGUGCCUUGGUCCGGCCGAUGAGACCGUUGCGCAGGCCCUGGAUGAAGCACGUGCGCCUGUGCUGCGCAUGCUGCCGGCCCCCGCGCUCUUAUCGAUGGCGUUGCAGCUGCUGCAGGGCGAGCGUGCUCGUUCUGGCAUGCCGUGCAAGAUCCCUGCAUCGCUCUCGCGGGCAUCUCUGGCGUCCUUGGGUCUGCAAUGGCUCGAAGAUAUGCCUCACAGCAGCGCUGUGGCAGCGUCGCGCACCGAUCAUGUCGCGCUGUGGACGGCCGUGUACGAAGCUCUGAUCUCUCUCUGGGAGUCGCACCGUGCUGAGCCGCUGGGCGAGGAGGCGCUGCAGGCCCUGUACACAUGCCUGCAGCAUGCCACGUCAGCGGAGCAUACGGCACUUACGCAGCUUCUCCCUCGGCUGCUGGCACACGAUGCCACGGCAUCGACGCUCCAGAUUCUUACCUCGAUUGUCUCGCAUGUGGGUGUUCGUGCACUGGCGCAGCUCAAUGCCUUGGUGCCGUACGUUGCGCAGGCGGUGCAGCAAGGUGUCGAGGACGAGCGAUUGGCUGCUGGUCUGUCCUUGCUGGCGGCCUUGUUCAAGACACUGCCGCAGUUCAUGCAUGCCCAUGUCGAACGAGCCGUGCGACUCAUGACGGAGGACAAGGUGCAAGCGAUGCAGCGUCACUCGUACGCCAAGGGCGCGUUCCGCCGCGCACAGGACGCGCUGGUGAAGCGCAUGCCAGCCGCCACGCUGCUCGAUGCCUUGACGUCCGUGUGGCGUGAGACCAUCGUGUCAUCGACGCAAUUGGCCCUCUUGCAACUCAUGCAAUUGACGGUGCGGGAGAUGGACAAGGCAGCCGUCACAGCGCAGUACAAGUCCGUGUUCCGUUUCCUGCUGCUGGCACUGGAUGGUCAGCGUACAAGCGACGAUGCCUCGCAGGCCCUGACAGCCACUGUGACGCGGGCCUUGCAUGUCUACGUGACACUCGCUCUCAAGCUGAGUGAGUCACAAUUCCGCCCGUUGUUCCUGCGUACGUACGACUGGGCCGUGGUGGAUCUCCUAGACGAUGACGCAAAGGGCGUACAAGCACGAACGCAUGUGCUCUAUGCCUUAGUCUCUACGUUGCUGGAGCAGUUGCAUGGCAUGUUUGUUCCCUUCUACGCCAUUGUCCUCGAUAAUGCGCGUGACCUGGUUCGUGAGAAGCCAAGUGCGACGUGGCAUGCUGUGGUCCACAGUGUACGACUGUGCGCCGAAGCCGACGAAGGCACGUUCUGGACAGCCUCCCGUGCCACCAAGUUUGUGGCGCCUCUUGUCAAGGCGUUGAGCUACACGGACAACGAGGAGGUGCCACGUACGCUCCUUGCCCUAGCCCAUGCAGUGCCGGAUGACACAUUCCUGCGUACAUUGAACUCGGCUUUGAUGUCGGCGGCCAACGUACGUGACAUGGAGAGCCGUGUGCGGGCUCUCUCGGCCUGUGCGUCGCUGUGGGAGGCCCAAGGCAUGGCACUGCUUACGUUUGUCCCAGAGACUGUGGCAGCUCUCACGGAAGUCCUGGACGAUGUAGACCCACGUGUAUCUGCCGCUGCCUUGUCUCUGCGCGGUUUCAUUGAGGAGGCACUGGGCGAGUCGCUAGACUCGUACUUGGACGCAGCGUAA